GAGAAAGGAAGGGGCCGGGCCAUAAAGUCUCGCGGGCGGGCACGGGAGGCGGUUUGAAAGAUGGCGGAUGAGGUGGACCAGCAACAAACAACAAAUACUGUAGAGGAGCCACUUGAUCUCAUCAGACUCAGUCUAGAUGAGCGAAUCUAUGUCAAAAUGAGGAAUGACAGAGAGCUUAGAGGCAGAUUACAUGCGUAUGAUCAGCACUUAAAUAUGAUUUUGGGUGAUGUGGAAGAGACUGUGACUACAAUAGAGAUUGAUGAAGAAACCUACGAAGAGAUUUAUAAAGCACAGAGCAAGUCCCCACAACAGUUAAAGUCAAGCAGUGUAUGUGCCUUGCUUUGUCAGAGGUUAAGAUGCACAAAGUCCAGGCUGGCAACUUUUCUCUGAGAAGAAUUAGCUCAAGAAUUCACCAUUUAGAAUAAAUUGAAGUUGACCACUGUGCUGCUGAGCCCUGCUUGGUGAAGAACAGCCCUCGUGUUGGUUCACAAGGCUGCUGCUGCUGCACCGGUUCAAGUGCUGUCCACUACAUUCACUGGAGGACUUCGUUGCAGUUCAAAUUCAGCAGAGGAGAACAGCCUGCACUUAGGUGGUUUUUUUACAUUAAACUCCUGAAAAGACAAACAUUUCAGUUUAUUUCAAGUCACCACUACUCCUGCCUUUUCUUGGAUCCAUAUAAAUGCAUUUUGAAUCCAGCCUACGUAUUUGAACAAGAUCUAAUUUUGUUCUAAGCCAUGUAGGGUUUGGGGGAUGUUUUCUUUGGUGUUUUUUUAAAGUUGAACGAGGAUUACAUUACAAGUUUCAUUCCUAUUCCCUAGCACAGGACAAGCCCAGGAUUUGGAUAAUACAGUUACAGUAAGCCCUGAGCACUGUGAGCAUUGACAGGCUGCUGCGGGGAUUCGGGCUGGAAAAGCAGGACAGUAUUGAUCAUGUUGGGAGCUCUGCAACAGCACUUUCUCCUCUUGAUGCUUCUGUUUUGUAGAUUUUGUUGGAAAUGUAUCGUUUGAAAUACUUAAGAGAAGGAAACUUGUAAACCUCCUUAUUAGAUUGUCCUUACUAGAGCUAUAGGACUGGGAAGGGUGCUGAUUCAGUGCAA
Messenger RNA from Hirundo rustica (Barn swallow), 1096 nucleotides. RefSeq names its product LSM3 homolog, U6 small nuclear RNA and mRNA degradation associated (gene LSM3). The transcript is spliced from 4 exons. The coding region runs from base 61 to 390 and encodes 109 amino acids. The record is from RefSeq and is a predicted model, not a curated record. Lineage: Eukaryota; Metazoa; Chordata; Aves; Passeriformes; Hirundinidae. Gene Ontology annotation, biological process: mRNA splicing, via spliceosome; P-body assembly. Gene Ontology annotation, cellular component: P-body; U6 snRNP; Lsm1-7-Pat1 complex. Gene Ontology annotation, molecular function: RNA binding.